AUGGCAGGCGAAAACAUUGACGAUGAUGAAUACGUCGCCAACCUGCUCAAACAGGACGCAAAGAAUGCCGCGAAGAAGUACGACUUAGUAGGCCUGGAAGCCUUCACCCCGAAGAGGUCAAGACCCGGAGCCCCAAAACCGAAUACUAAUUUCCUCCGACACAUUAUCCGCCAAACCGACAGCCACAAUGCGUCUUUGCUAGCCAAGGAGGCACAAGAGUCAAAGGCUCGGCUGAAGGAGAUGAACAGGGAGAAGGAGUGGGAGCGAAAGAGAGAGCGGGGGAAGAAGAACAGGGAUUAUGGAAGGCUCACCCCGCCGGAUAUGAGCGAUGUCGAUGACGAGGAUGCAAGAUACAAGAAGAAGAGGAAGCUGGAUCACAGCGACGAGGAGGAUGAGCGUGACAGGAGGCGACGGCGGAAACACCGCGAUGGCUCACCCGAGCCUAGGUCAAGAAGAGAGAAAGACAGGGAGAGGGACAGAAGGACGAAGAGGAAGGCUGAAGGCAGUGAGGACGACGAGCGGUCCGCACGAAAGUCAAAACAUUCGAGCCAUCAUCACGGCCGGGAUCGACGACGCAGGCAUAGGCACGAUAGUGAAGAAGAAGAAGACCGGUCACGUCGAGAUAAGGAUUCAAGGCGCAGACACAGACGGAGGAAAUCAUAUUCCAGAUCCCUUUCUCGGUCACGGUCGGCAUCUCCUCGCUCAAGACAUCAGAAAUUCUCCAAACACCGGCGCAAGUCUCGUUCUCCACGACGCGCUUCGAGAAGCCCAGUAAAAGCAAACGGGGAUAAACAAUCGAGUCGACGGUCCCCUACGCCGGCAUCUGAUUCAGAUCCUCUCGAAGCUAUUGUCGGACCUCUCCCACCGCCUGCCCAGCCAGCCGUCCGCUCCCGCGGUCGCGGUGCCCACAAAGCUAACUCCAUGAGCAUGGACGCCCGAUUCUCCUCCACAUACGACCCGUCCGCAGACGUCCAGCUAGGCUCAGACGCUGAAGGCAAUUGGGGAGAUGCACUUGAAGCAUUCAGGGACCGUCAGCGGUGGAAGCAGCAAGGAGCGGAGAGGCUCCGGGAGGUGGGGUUUACGGACGACCUAGUCAAGAAGUGGGAGAAGGGGGAUGAGAAGAGCGAGGAAGAUGUGGUGUGGGCGCCAAAGGGCCAGGCGAGAGAAUGGGACCGAGGGAAGGUGGUGGAUGGAGAUGGCGACGUGGAAUUGAAAGCCGAGUGGGGGAGGCUAACAUGA
This is a messenger RNA of Trematosphaeria pertusa, 1239 nucleotides long. RefSeq lists its product as uncharacterized. The transcript has 2 exons. Bases 1 to 1239 code for a protein of 412 amino acids. The record is from RefSeq and is a predicted model, not a curated record. Lineage: Eukaryota; Fungi; Ascomycota; Dothideomycetes; Pleosporales; Trematosphaeriaceae.